AUGAAAGCUCGCACAGUUCCAGCUCGCAGGCUGGUACUUGCAUCGCCCAUCAAACCUCAAACGACCCUGAUAUGCUGGCAAUGCCUUCGCAAUGACCUCUUCCUAGAGCGGAUCCAGUGCCAAACACGCAAAUACCACCCUACCCGGCGGAAAGAUGUUUCUCCCUUUGGCGCAGCCGUGUCCGCUGCUCAGACCAUCUUCAAGGGCCUCCCAAAAGCUCCUCCGGGCAUCUCGGUUGACCCGCUGAGGAUCGUGGGAAAGGAGCUUAAAUUCCUCAGCAAGAAUAUCCGUCAGCUACUUGGAUCGGGCCAUCCCACCUUGGAUAAGGUGGCCAAAUAUUAUACCCGAAGUGAGGGCAAGCAUAUGCGUCCCCUGCUAGUGCUGCUUAUGUCCCAAGCAACGGCGUUGACUACUCCACGGCAGAAUCGUCCUGUGUCCGAAGCGGACUCGACAGCGACGGUCAAUGACCCCAUAACCUCUCCCUCAGUCCUCGCCGACGCCAACCCGGACCUAGACCGAUUUACAUCCUCCUCAGCAGCCGAUGGCCAGUACGAUUUCGCCGGCGACGAGAAUAUCCUCCCCUCCCAACGACGACUCGCUGAAAUUACCGAGCUGAUUCACACAGCGUCCCUCCUCCACGACGAUGUCAUCGAUAAUGCCAUCACCCGUCGCUCCUCCAACUCCGCAAAUAUCCAAUUUGGAAACAAGAUGGCCGUUUUGGCGGGUGACUUCCUCCUAGGUCGCGCCUCCGUUGCCCUGGCCCGCCUGCGCGAUCCCGAGGUCACCGAGCUCCUGGCCACUGUCAUCGCCAACCUCGUUGAAGGCGAAUUCAUGCAACUCAAAAACACCGCCGAGGACGAGAAGAACCCUGUCUUCACGGAUGAGACCAUUUCGUAUUAUUUGCAGAAGACGUACCUGAAGACCGCCAGUCUCAUCAGCAAAUCGUGCCGCGCUGCCGCCCUUCUCGGACACAGCACACCGGAAGUCGUCGAGGCUGCUUACUCCUACGGCCGCAACUUGGGUCUCGCCUUUCAGCUCGUGGACGACAUGCUCGACUACACCGUUAGCGGCGUGGAACUCGGCAAACCCGCCGGUGCGGACCUCGAACUCGGUCUCGCAACUGCACCUCUUCUCUUUGCCUGGAAGCAGAACCCUGAAUUAGGCCCUUUGGUUGGUCGGAAGUUCAGCCAGGAGGGCGACGUGCAACGGGCCCGCGACCUCGUCUACCGCAGCAACGGCGUCGAGCAAACCCGCGCACUGGCCCAAGAAUACGCAGACAAGGCCAUCGCCGCCAUCAGCAUCUUCCCCGGUAGCGAGGCCAAAUCCGGCCUAAUCGAGAUGUGCGUCAAGGCCAUGAACCGGAGGAAGUAA
Molecule: messenger RNA, 1371 nt
Organism: Aspergillus calidoustus
Lineage: Eukaryota; Fungi; Ascomycota; Eurotiomycetes; Eurotiales; Aspergillaceae
Source: the annotation of a GenBank genome assembly